Molecule: messenger RNA, 567 nt
Organism: Heterobilharzia americana
Lineage: Eukaryota; Metazoa; Platyhelminthes; Trematoda; Strigeidida; Schistosomatidae
Source: the annotation of a GenBank genome assembly
AUGUCUAGUCAACAAUGUUGGAUGAUGGGUGAAACAGAUUUAUUCGCAUCACCAGAAUCGCCUGAUAAACAGUUUAUCAAAGACAUAAUCCACUGUAAUGCACUAUCAACAGCAACAAUGACACGCAUAGUAAUGCCGAAAAUGUUAACACAGAAAAUAUCCAAACCAGCCAUCAUCAACAUCGCCUCCUAUUCUGGUCUUAAUCUCUUCCCAUACCUUUCAAUGUAUGCUGCCACAAAAUCCUUUGUUAUUCAACUCUCCAAUUGUAUCUCUCAAGAAGAUUAUCCAAAGGACAUUAUGAUACAGACUGUUUGUCCAUUACUUGUAGCCACACCAAUGUCAAAGAUGGACAAGGCGACAUUGUUCAUACCAACUGCACAAACCUACGUGAAAAGUGCAUUAGAUAUGUUAGGUGUGGAAAAUCAAACCUACGGUUAUAUUUGUCAUGAUUUGAAAGCAUUUCUCUUCGAUCUUCUACCAAAACCAAUAUGGAUAAUACUAACAAAGGCUAGAGUGAAGUCAAUGCAAAAGUAUAGAGCUAGUAAAACAAACACUAUUGAGCAUUGA